Messenger RNA from Suillus subaureus, 468 nucleotides. RefSeq lists its product as uncharacterized. The coding region runs from base 1 to 468 and encodes 155 amino acids. Lineage: Eukaryota; Fungi; Basidiomycota; Agaricomycetes; Boletales; Suillaceae. The transcript has 3 exons. The record is from RefSeq and is a predicted model, not a curated record.
AUGCAUGGUAUGAGCAAGAUUUCCCAUUUUCAAGGACAACAAGCCCCCAUUGAUCAUCUGGUCAUUAGCAGCUACAUGAUUGAAGGUGAUGGUGUAUCACAAAAUGCAAUGAAUGAUCAUGGGGAUUGCAUGAACACUGACAUUUUGAAUGUAUCUGCUAAUGAGAUGGAAAUGGUGGCAGUCAAUGAUGGAGACAGUGCAGAUGACAACAGGAACCUGAGGGAUGGCACAGAAGGCAAUGGGAAAAGGAAGCACACAGGCUCUCUAGCUCUGUCUCCCCAAAUGUCCAUCCCUCAUAACCCCAUCAAUGCAGGGCCUCCUCAAAUUGAAGUGGCUAAGGAGGGCUCACAUGUCACUCAUCAGAGUGAGGUAUCCACUACUCAGCAGUCUAGUCAGGGAGACAAUGCCCAUACCAUCACCACAGGACCACUAUCUACUGCAGCCCAGGACUGGCUGGAGACAUUUUGA